Molecule: messenger RNA, 1236 nt
Organism: Chanos chanos (milkfish)
Lineage: Eukaryota; Metazoa; Chordata; Actinopteri; Gonorynchiformes; Chanidae
Product: glutathione S-transferase 3
Exons: 6
Coding region: 148-849 (233 amino acids)
Biological process (GO): glutathione metabolic process
Molecular function (GO): glutathione transferase activity
Source: RefSeq, a predicted model, not a curated record
UACUCUUGCACUACAGGCGUCUUUUCGGUGCAAAAAAUCAGAAUAUAAGCGAAACACUAAUUUUAAAUAUACACAGAAAGUAUCUAAACUUCCAGAGACUGAUAAUCUGCUUUAUUCAUUUCCAAAGGAAGUCCUAGUCGGACGAUCAUGUCUGGAAAACCUGUGUUAUAUUACUUCGACGGGAGGGGUAAAAUGGAGUCCAUAAGAUGGCUAUUAGCUGCAGCAGGCGUUGAGUUUGACGAAGUAUAUUUGACAACCAGAGAACAGUACGAAAAACUGCUGAAAGAUGGAGACCUCUUGUUUCAGCAGGUUCCCAUGGUUGAGAUGGAUGGAAUGAAGCUUGUUCAGAGUAACGCUAUCUUUACAUACAUAGCUGACAAAUACAACCUGCAUGGGAAAGAUCUGAAGGAACGAGUCAUGAUUGAAACGUAUAAUGAUGGACUCAGGGAUCUGAUGACUAUGAUCAUGUUUCUGCCUUUCUUAUCACAAGAGGAAAAGCAAAAGCAAUUGGAUGCCAUACAACACAAAUCUAUUGAUCGCUAUCUUCCAGUGUAUGAAAAGGCUCUUGCUAAUGUUGAGUUCCUUGUGGGAAACAAGUUGAGCUGUGCAGAUGUUUUGCUUCUUGAAGCCACUCUGAUGCUGGAAGAGAAGUGGCCAACAAUACUCACCAACUUCCCUAAACUUCAGGCAUUUCAGGGGAGGAUGAAAGCCAUACCCAACAUCAGCAAAUUUCUCCAGCCUGGCAGUCAGAGGAAGCCCCCACCUGAUGAGAAAUAUGUGAACACUGUGAAGGAGGUGCUGAGUCACGUUUCUUUUGAAAUGAUUGGUCAGAUGCUUUCACGCAGAUAAUGUUUCAGAAAUGAUGAAAUUAUUGUCCCUCAAAACUAAUGUUAUAACCCCCCCGCCCCCCCCCCAAUUACACCACUGUGUAUCCAGGUCAUUGGAUGAUACUUCAGAUAGUGUAUCGUAUUACAUAGCAUUACUUUUAAUCUGUGCAGGAAAUACUUCAGUAAAUAGAACGUUAGCCAAUACAUGACCAAAUCAGUUAUUAUUGAGAUGGUAGUCUUUCUUCUGUGUUGGACUUUGCACUUUUAAUACAUAUAUUCCAUAUGAUUUAAUGUCAUGGCUACAUUAUAAAUUCAUAUGAGUUAUUGGUCUUGUCAAAAUUAGUUAAGCUAGUCACUUGUUGCUGCUCCUGUACAUCCAGUGUCUGUGAUUAAAAUCUAUGUGAUGAUA